Pelobates fuscus (common spadefoot toad) is the source of this 2084-nucleotide messenger RNA. It is a transcript of the gene EOGT, whose product is annotated as EGF domain specific O-linked N-acetylglucosamine transferase. Gene Ontology annotation, molecular function: protein O-acetylglucosaminyltransferase activity. Lineage: Eukaryota; Metazoa; Chordata; Amphibia; Anura; Pelobatidae. Gene Ontology annotation, cellular component: endoplasmic reticulum lumen. The record is from RefSeq and is a predicted model, not a curated record. The coding region runs from base 109 to 1686 and encodes 525 amino acids. The transcript is spliced from 16 exons.
UCCGGUAAGCUGCCGGCUGGGACUUCUCCUCCUCCUGCAGCCCGGAGCAGAUAAUGCGGCCGAUCAGCAGCGGGAUCCGGGCAGGGGAUCAGAACAAGAGGGUUUGUCAUGCUGUAUAUAGAGUCGAGGCUCUUUCUACUGAUAAUCCAUUUCAUCACAUCAAGUAAAAUUGGUUUGGUUGCUACAAAUGCCUCUGCUCCUCUCUAUGAUUAUGGGAAGAUUCAUUUGCCAGCUGAUCACAUACCGUAUUACCUGCACAACAACAGGCAUGUUGCUACGGUCUGCAAAGAAGACCCAUUCUGUCCGUUUAGAGAACACCUGAUAAAACUCAAUUCAUGUUGGGGCUACGAGAAGUCCUGUGAUAAGGACCAGCGGUUUAGUUAUCCUACAUGUGAUCAUGUCGACUUUGGUUGGGCAAAGAAUGUGGAAGAUGCUCAGGAGAUAUUUUGGAAACAAGCGGACUUUGGUUAUGUCAAAGAGAAAGUGGCUGAAACACAGAUAUUGUGUCGUCCACGUCAGCAGGGAGACUCAUUGUUGGCCUGUUCAAGCCAUCUUCAACACUGUAGGGCCUCCAACCUUUACAUGGAUUUGAGAAAACCCCGGAGAGGCCCAGAUAGAUUUAAGGAAUACUUUUUCGAAGAAGGAGAGAUUGGAGGACAUUGUCACCUUGACACCAGUAAGCUCCUGUCCCAAGGUCAACGUAAAAGUCCCUUGCAGUCUUGGUUUGCUGAACUGCAAAAAUACAGCUCGUUAGAUUUUAAACCUUUUGAAGAUGGGCAGUGUGAUAUUAUUAUUAAAAAGCCAACAUUUUUCAUGAAAUUAGAUGCAGGAGUAAGCAUGUAUCAUCAUUUUUGUGAUUUCAUCAAUCUUUACAUAACUCAACAUGUCAACAAUUCAUUCAGUACAGAUGUCCAGAUAAUCAUGUGGGAUACGAGUUUUUACGGCUACGGUGACUUAUUUAGCGAAACGUGGAAGGCGUUUACAGACUAUGAAAUCAUACAUUUGAAGGCAUACGAUUCUAAACGGCUAUGUGUUAAAGAUGCUGUAUUUGCUUUACUGCCACGUAUGAGAUAUGGCUUGUUUUACAACACACCAUUGAUCUCAAACUGUCGUGGCACAGGAUUAUUCAGAGCGUUCUCGCAGCAUGUGCUUCACCGCCUGAAUAUCAACCAGAAUGUUUUAAAGGAGGAAACAAUUCGAGUCACCAUACUGACACGGAGCACGGAAUUUCGGAAAAUACUAAACUUGAAUGAGCUGGUCCACGCAUUGGAGAAAGUACCAAUGUUUAAAGUUCAGGUCGUGGACUACAAGUACAAAGAUCUUGGAUUCCUUGAGCAACUUUCUAUCACAUAUAACUCUGAUAUUUUUAUUGGGAUGCAUGGAGCUGGUCUGACGCACUUACUUUUCUUGCCUGACUGGGCUGUAAUAUUUGAGUUGUAUAAUUGUGAAGACCAACACUGCUAUUUAGAUUUGGCGCGACUCCGAGGCGUUCAUUACAUCACGUGGGAGAAACAGGACAAAGUCUUUCCCCAAGAUAAGGGACACCAUCCAUCUUUGGGAGAGCACCCUAAAUUCACCAAUUACGCCUUUGACGUGGAAGAAUUUAUGAGACUGGUGCACUUAGCGGCAAAAUUAGUGACCCUUCAUGAGAAGUGGCCGUUCUGGAAACCUCGAGACGAGCUAUAGCUUGGUGUCCCUAAGGAACUGGUUGGCUGUCACAAUAUCUACAGAUCAUUGGAUGUGUUUUUUUUUUUUUUUUAAACAAGAACAAAUUUUACUAAUUGUCUGAACACUUUUUAAUACCUCUCUUGGAACAGCACCAAUAACUUCACCGGCAGCUUCUUAAGAAAUACACGUGCGAUCAUUGGUAUACAUUUCUUUCUUACCCAUAAUACAUUUCUACCAGCAACUUUCUUAUCACAAAUGUAGCCUUUUUAUGAAAUGAUUGUAUUACUAAUUUUGUUACUGAAGUAUACUUGAGAAUUUGUAAAGUAUUUGUGAGAAUGGAUUACAUAAUGUAUGUUUGUUUAUUGUUCACUGUUAAAACUAAAGUAAGUAAAACGGCUCAGGUUCUCACAGUUAAA